Momordica charantia (bitter melon) is the source of this 1306-nucleotide messenger RNA. Its product is annotated as bifunctional nitrilase/nitrile hydratase NIT4A. Gene Ontology annotation, biological process: detoxification of nitrogen compound. Gene Ontology annotation, molecular function: nitrile hydratase activity; nitrilase activity. The record is from RefSeq and is a predicted model, not a curated record. Lineage: Eukaryota; Viridiplantae; Streptophyta; Magnoliopsida; Cucurbitales; Cucurbitaceae.
UAUGUUCUUAGAGAAAGAGAUUGAUAGCAUAGCAGCCAUCGAACACACAGUAACCACAUGUCAUAAAGAGGAGAUUUCAGAAUCAGAAUCAGAAUCAGAAUCAUGGCGCUGGUGCCAACCACGGCGGCGAACGAUGCUCAACUGAUAGCGGAGGUGGCCAUGGCCACCGAUUCGUCUGCACCCACCGUCCGAGCCACCGUCGUUCAGGCCUCCACCAUCUUCUACGACACUCCUGCCACUCUAGAUAAGGCCGAGAGGUUGUUGGCUGAAGCCGCUGGAUUUGGUGCUCAGAUUGUUGUAUUUCCAGAAGCCUUUGUUGGUGGCUAUCCCCGUGGAUCAAAUUAUGGUGUUUCCAUUGGGAACAGAACUCCCAAGGGGAAGGAGGAGUUCCGUAAAUACCACGCAGCAGCGAUCGAUGUACCUGGUCCUGAAGUUGAUCGAUUGGCAGCAAUGGCUGGAAAGUACCGAGUAUAUUUGGUAAUGGGGGUGAUAGAGAGAGAUGGUUACACACUGUACUGUACUGUUCUAUUUUUUGAUCCUCAAGGUCGUUACCUUGGUAAGCACAGGAAACUGAUGCCAACCGGAUUAGAACGUAUAAUCUGGGGAUUUGGUGAUGGAUCAACAAUUCCUGUUUUUGAGACUUCAAUUGGAAAAAUUGGUGCUGCCAUUUGCUGGGAAAACAGAAUGCCACUCCUGAGAACAGCUAUGUAUGCCAAAGGCGUUGAAAUAUAUUGUGCACCUACUGCUGAUUCUCGGGAUACAUGGCAAGCAUCGAUGGCCCACAUUGCUUUGGAGGGUGGAUGUUUUGUUUUGUCAGCCAAUCAGUUCUGCCGAAGAAAAGACUACCCACCUCCACCAGAAUAUGUCUUUUAUGGCAUAGAAGAGGACCUCACCCCAGAUUCUGUUGUUUGUGCUGGGGGUAGUGUCAUCAUAUCACCAUCAGGGACAAUCCUAGCUGGACCCAAUUACGAUGGAGAGGCACUUAUCUCGGCAGAUCUAGAUCUUGGAGAAAUAGUGCGGGCGAAAUUUGAUUUCGAUGUGGUUGGUCAUUAUGCAAGGCCUGAGGUGCUUAGCUUGACUGUGAAGGACCAUCCUACAACCCCAGUUACUUUCACAUCUACAUCUGCCAAAAUUGAAGAUUCUUGUAAAAAGUAGUAUGUUCUCUUGUCAAAUGCUUCAAUUUAGUUUCAUACAGCAUUCAUGUGCUGUUCCUGUUGUAUUGUCUCCUAAUCAUUCAAAACCAUAUGUACCAUAAUUCUGUACGAAUUUCUCAUCGUUGGUUUAAAUAUCAUCUUCUGUUAAUUUA